GAAGCCGAAAAACCCGGCUUCUGUUUUGGGAGUUUUGAUGCCACUUUUGGUUUUAAUAAAACCCCCUCAAACUCAAAUGGUUCUGUGGCUGUGACCGUGAGUGAAAAAACAUUUGAAGCAUCUAAGGAGGCUAAUGAAACUAUAUAGGAUCAAAUGCAAUCCAGAAAUGAAAAUGUUGAUGGAGAGGAGGAUCAUCUUGAAAGCCCUACCACAUCUUCAUCUAAUGUACCCAAGAAUUUACCAACGGAAGGUGACAUGUCAUUGAAUGCGGGACCCGAGUACAGAGAGUCGAAACAAGAGACUUCUUCUUCUUCUUCUUCACUCCCUACUCCAAGUCAUCAAUACCCAGUUGUUCAUACAUCACCAAAUCCAAACUUCAGUUUUGGGUUCAUGCCACCAAUGAUUGGAAGCCAAGUUGCAUCUUUUGAAAACACCGAGUCUCAGGCACGCGAUGCUUCUCGUGUCCCAAGCUUUGUACAAGCUAUUAUGCUCACUUUUAUCGUGAGAGUGAUGGGCACAAAUCACCUUUCAAAUCAACCACAAAGUACAAUUGAAAUGUUCAACAACCUUGUCACUCUUCUCAAGAGGGAAAGCAAAAUUCAUGCUGCAGAGGAGAGACUAUUGCAGAAAGAUAUUCCAAGAACAACUGAUGAUUAUGAGAAGCUGAUAAGAAGCUCCCCAAAUAUUCCAAAUUUAUCUUCUGAUUCUGCUGAUCUGGCGAGAGAGAAGAGACGAAUCCAGAUGUACACAGAAAUACAAAGAGGUGUGGGCAGAAUAUUGCAAGUGGAUAAAGACCUUAUAGUUUGUUUUGUGUAUUUUGUACAUCAAGUAAAGUUGAUGGAAGAAAGGAAUAUGAAGCCACCUGAUUCAAAUCUUGCAGCAUUAUCAGCAAGAUGCAGUAAAGACUUGGAGUUGAAUUUGGCUAAAUCAUUUUUGAGUGAGAUGGGCCAAUGUACAACUGCUUAUCCGUAUAAUCAGCUGCUUGGAGCAUUAGUCUUAAAGAAUUAUGAAAGGCAAGAUGCAACUUUACUUAGUUAG
Lactuca saligna is the source of this 1038-nucleotide messenger RNA. NCBI's taxonomy places the organism in Eukaryota, Viridiplantae, Streptophyta, Magnoliopsida, Asterales, Asteraceae. The record is from the annotation of a GenBank genome assembly.